AAUCUUCUUUCAAGAUUCCAAGUACGGUUCUAAUAAAUAGUGAACGUUACAUUACAUAAAACUCAGAAAUGAGUAUUUCCCUCUGAAACUUGCCCCGAUCUGCUUUGGAUGGUCCGAUCACAUGGCGUCUUCUCAACAAACACACAUUCCUUUGCCUCCUGACCCUGGUGACAAAAUCGAAGGGGACGAGGCAAAUUUUUCUUCAGUUCCAAUCCAUGUUGUCACUAAUCCAUCUCAACUACCUGUUGAAUUCUUGGAGCCUUCUCCUGAGUCGCAACUGGUUAUUGGUUUUGAUUGUGAGGGUGUUGAUCUUUGUCGCCAUGGGACUCUUUGUAUCAUGCAGCUUGCCUUUCCUGAUGCAAUAUAUUUGGUUGACGCUAUUCAAGGUGGACAGACUGUGAUUGAAGCCUGUAAGCCUGCACUUGAGUCUAGUUACAUCACAAAAGUUAUUCAUGAUUGCAAACGAGAUAGUGAGGCAUUAUAUUUUCAGUUUGGCAUAAAGUUGCACAAUGUUGUGGAUACACAGAUUGCAUAUUCUUUGAUCAGUGAACAAGAAGGGCGUGCACGGGUCCCAGAUGACUACAUAUCAUUUGUCGGUCUACUUGCUGACCCACGUUAUUGUGGAAUAUCUUAUGAUGAGAAAGAAGAAGUCAGAGUUCUUCUAAGACAGGACCCUAAAUAUUGGACAUAUAGACCAUUGUCUGAACAGAUGAUCCGUGCCGCGGCAGAUGAUGUUCGAUUUCUUCUUUUUAUAUAUCAUAAGAUGGUGCAAAAGUUGAAUGACAAGUCCUUAUGGCGCCUAGCUGUGCGUGGUGCCCUCUAUUGUCGCUGUUUCUGCAUCAAUGACAAUGAUUUUGCAGACUGGCCACCUCUACCUCCAAUUCCAGAAAAUAUUGCUGCUGAUGGAAGUAUGCCUGAGGAAGAAGUCUUGUCUGUUAUUGAUGUUCCCUCGGGGAAAAUGGGACGUGUUAUUGGCAGAAGGGGAGCUUCUAUAUUGUCGAUAAAGGAGUCAUGCAAUGCUGAAAUAUUCAUAGGAGGUGCUAAAGGACCUGCUGAUAAGGUUUUCAUCAUUGGACCAGUGAAGCAGGCUAGAAAAGCCGAAGCCAUUCUUAGGGGGAAACUAGAUUUCUAAUCAGGAAGUUCAUGCAGGACUUACAUAGUAUCUUUAGACUCUGAAAAGAUGGAAAAGAACAUAAAACUUGCCCUUGUACUGUUGUACCAUAAAUAAGCGGUUUGGCGGCCACA
Molecule: messenger RNA, 1245 nt
Organism: Nicotiana attenuata
Lineage: Eukaryota; Viridiplantae; Streptophyta; Magnoliopsida; Solanales; Solanaceae
Exons: 10
Coding region: 122-1132 (336 amino acids)
Biological process (GO): nucleobase-containing compound metabolic process
Molecular function (GO): RNA binding; 3'-5' exonuclease activity
Source: RefSeq, a predicted model, not a curated record